UAUGUAUUCAAUUAUCGUUUAUAAAAUGAAACAAAAAAAAUAUAUCUUAUUUUUAUCUAUUUUAUAAUAAUAAUAAUUCAUGUUAAAGUAAAAAUAUUAUAUUGAAUUAAAUAUGAUAAAUUAUAUUAAAUUGAUAAAUUUAUAAUUUUAUUUUCAUAAAUAUAAAAUAUUUAUGCUAAAAAUAUAAUAUGAUGACAUAACCAUUUAGCAUUCGCAAACUAUAUGAUAAAUGUAUAAAAAUUGACAUAUCUUAGAUUUUUGUAUAUUCAAAGAAUAUAUUUUUAAAAUGAAUAAAUGUAAAAAAAUAUUGAUAUAAGGAAAUACGACUUUGAAGGUUGGCGGGUCAGAAUUGAAUAUAAAUUUGAUACAAAAUAAUUUUCAAAUAUGUUGUUUCAUGUAUAUAUUAAUUUGCUUAGUAACAAAAUCUAAAUACAGUAACAUAAUAUAUAAUAAGAAGUGACAAAUAUAUAUGAUAGUUUUAUACUAUUGAUUGUUACACCAUGUAAACUAUAAAAUUCUUAUAUUUGAAACAUGUAUAUAAAUAUUUAAAUAUAUGGUUAACGUUAAAAUUAUAUACCACUAAUGAACUCAAAUAAAUGUAUAUAUAUAUAUAUAUAUAUAUGUUUUUAAAACCGAAAAAACAUCCGCGCGGUUCAAGAUCUAGUAUUUAUUAAAAUUAAUACAACUACACAUAUUACUCUAACUAGUCUUUGGAAGUGCACGGCCGACACAAUAGACAAAACAUUUCAACAAGUAACGUUUGGUCCACUCCCGUCAACUUCACCAAUUUGCUAAUAAUUUGAUAAUUAUAGUUUUUGUCCACAGUCAACUAUGCAUAUCAGAACUAGUGGGCAUUACUAUUAAAUUAUGUCAGUUAUCAUAAGAAUUGGUUUAGAAUUCAUUUAAAAUAUCGUAGAUUCUUUUCAGUAUUGUAAAUAGGGAACUAUUUCUUUUCUUCUUUCUUAAAAAAAUAUAGGCACUAUUUCAAUAAACGUUAAUACAUUUUUCGAAAAGUUAAGCAUACAAAAAUAUAGACAAACUUUGUUAUUCUUGCAUGAUUCAUGUGCACAAUAAUUGCUGAGCACAUCUAUACUAUUAAAAGGAAAGGAUUUUUAAAAAAUCUACUUAAAAAAAAUUAUUGGACAAUUUCAUUAAACUUAACUAUUUUUUUAGUCUUACUUUAUAUUUCUCUAGCUAUAUAAAUACUUUACAUAAUUUAAAUGAACUCUUUUAUUAUUUUUUCAUAAUCUAUUAUAUAAUUAAUCUAACAAUAAAUCUUCAUGAAUAUAUGACAGAUUAUUCAAACAUGUUUACACAUGAUGUAAUCAUUUCCACAUAUAGUUCCAUUAAUAGUAUAAAUUUUUGAAUGGUUUAGUUAUGUUUAAUAUAGGUUAUAGUGGAGAAUCCUCUGGUGUAUAACAAUUUUUUUUUAAUUUUUACAUGAAUUGAAAACUAAAACCUUUAAUGUCAACUAUUCAACUAUGAAACAUUAAUUUAAUUAAUUACAUGCAAUCAAUUAUUAAGAUUUGAUCUUAGAUUAACUAAAUGAUUAAUUUUAUAGUAAAAAAUAUCAAAUGGGUCUAAACGGGUUGGCAAUUUAAGUGGAAUUAGUAGCAAAAGAAAGACUAGUUUAAAUAGAACAUGUUUAUUUAUUUUACAAAUUCUAACAAUUCAUAUGAUACGUUUUAUUGAAUUUUCACAAAUAUAAAAUAUCUUGCGCUUUAAAUCGGAUAGUUUAGGUUUUUUGAAAAAAAUAUAUAGGAUAAAUAAUUAACUAUCAAUUAUUUGAAUAAAAAAUAUUUGAGUCAUUAAUUUUUUUUUGCAUAAUUUGGUUUAUAAAUUGUAUUUUUAGGAUAUUUGGUUAUUUAGAAAUUAAAUAUAAAAGGUAUAUAAUUUGUAUUUAAAAAAUUUAAGUACUCAUUUGGUUCUCAGUUUGGUUUCUAUUUUUUGGUUUUACAGAUAUAUGAUAUGCUCAGUUAUUUAUGAAAUUCAGGUUAAUUUUAUUUUUUUCAGCUUGAUACAAUUCAGUGCGUCCGGGUAAAUGUACUCAAACCUAUAGAUUAUCUUAUAUAUAAAUUAUAUAAAAAGAAUUUAUUUUAAUUUUAAAAAUCAAUGUACGCUUCCUAAGCGUGGAUCAAAAUCUAAUAUUAUAAUUAUACGGCAUUGAACAAUACAACAAAUGAACAAUAAAUUAAUUUACAGACAAAAAUAUGACGAUUUUAAUUCUAGUUAGAUUUCUGACUAAUUGAGACGAAAUCAAAACUAAAUUAGGAAAUGACACGUUUAAUUAAGGACUAAUUAGAGUAGAUGUUACGUAUAAGAUUAAAAAAUCCGUUCAAUGUGCUCAAUAGGACAUGUUCAAUGUUUUAAAUGUGUUUUAUUUUUUUGUUGUGGGUUGUGAAUACGAGUAAUGUACUCAAUAUUGUAAUAGGACAUGUUCGUGAUAGCAAGUAUAUAAUAAUAGGAGUAUUAUUCAGAUCAUUUUUUAUUUUCACAUAUCUUCGUAACAAUUUUUUAUCAUAUUUACUCUUUUGAGAAGGUAUAAUAAAAUGUUAUUCAUUAUUUUGUGAAAUAGAAGUUUUUAUAAUUAAAAAAAAUUUGUAAAGAAAAUAAGUUGUUGAUUAUCUUUUGCUUUUUUUUAUUAAGUAAUUCAGUUACAAGGAGUGGAUGAGGAUGACACAACUUUGGUCAACUAGUUACAACGUAACUUUGAAAAAGACAUUCCACGUAAAGACUAAUCAACCUUUGUCAUCUCUCCCGACAUGGCCGUACAAAUCUAAUCCUUUUCCUCAAGCCUUUUAUCCAUUUUCUUAUUACAAAAAGAGAAACCUAUUUCUUUGGUACACUAUAAAUACUUAUAACCUUUCUUUAAGCUCUGAAUCUCAGCAACUAAAUCAAUCACACAAUAAAACAAAAUAAAAACAAACAAAAUGGGAAACUGCAUAUGUGUAAUAAACAAAACAACGACAGAGAGAAGAAGGAGAAGAGGAUCCACCGUGUUCCAUGACGACGACGUGGUGGAAGAGAAGCUGCUCGGGGAAACAAGUAACGUGUCGUCAUCAAGCUCUUCAUCCACGUGUGGAGGAAGAGAGAUUAAGAUAAAGAUGACGAGGAAAGAAUUUGAAGAUCUCAUGAGAAACAUUAGUUUGGAGGGAUUGACGGCGGAAGAGGUUUUUUCUAACUUUCUUUCUGACGGGGGAGAUCAAACCGGAACCGCCGCUGAUCAAUCCAAUGAUCACCAACGGCCGUGGAGACCAGCGUUACAGAGCAUCCCUGAGAUUGAUUAAUGUUUUUGUUUGGUGAAUUGAUUAGAAAAAGCUGAGUUUAAUCACUUAAUCAGUGAUCUUAGCUAAUUAAAAAUUAUGUACAUGCUUGUUUUGUAAUUAUCUUUUCUUUUCCAACAAAAUACAUUUGGAUGCAACAUCCAGAUGCUCAUAUAUUAGAAAUUUUGUUUGAAUAAUCUAAUAUUAUUUGUAAUGUUUUUCCAAUUGUUUAUUGUAAAUAAUGUUUGUAAUGUUCUGUUUGAAUGCAAAAUUAACUCCAUCUUCUAAAAGAA
Molecule: messenger RNA, 3556 nt
Organism: Brassica rapa (field mustard)
Lineage: Eukaryota; Viridiplantae; Streptophyta; Magnoliopsida; Brassicales; Brassicaceae
Source: RefSeq, a predicted model, not a curated record